This is a messenger RNA of Erinaceus europaeus (western European hedgehog), 833 nucleotides long. RefSeq names its product glutathione S-transferase mu 3 (gene GSTM3). The coding region runs from base 65 to 742 and encodes 225 amino acids. Lineage: Eukaryota; Metazoa; Chordata; Mammalia; Eulipotyphla; Erinaceidae. Gene Ontology annotation, biological process: glutathione metabolic process. Gene Ontology annotation, molecular function: glutathione transferase activity. The record is from RefSeq and is a predicted model, not a curated record. The transcript has 8 exons.
UCCGGUAUAAAGCUCAGCUCGCGUGGCCCUGGGCCAGUCCUCCAGACGCUGGACCAGUGUCACCAUGUCGUCCAAGUCGGCUAUGGUUCUGGGCUACUGGGAUAUUCGCGGGCUGGCGCACGCCAUCCGCAUGCUGCUGGAGUUCACCGACUCGAGCUACGAGGAGAAGCACUACACGUGCGGGGAAGCUCCUGACUAUGAUAGAAGCCAAUGGCUGGACGUGAAAUUCAAGCUAGACCUGGACUUUCCGAACCUUCCCUAUCUCAUGGAUGGUAAGAACAAGAUCACCCAGAGUAAUGCUAUCAUGCGCUACAUCGCUCGCAAGCACAAUCUCUGUGGCGAGACUGAAGAAGAAAAGAUUCGAGUGGACAUCAUGGAAAACCAAAUAAUGGAUUUCCGCAUGCAGCUAGUCAAGCUCUGCUAUAACCCUGACCAUGAAAAACUGAAGCCUCAGUACCUGGAACAGCUCCCAGGACAACUGAAACUAUUUUCCUUGUUCUUGGGGAAAUUCUCCUGGUUUGCAGGGGAAAAGAUUACCUUUGUGGAUUUCCUUACCUAUGAUGUCUUGGAUCAGAACCGUAUGUUUGAGCCCAAGUGUCUGGAUGAAUUUCCAAAUCUGAAGGAUUUCAUGUGCCGUUUUGAGGCUUUGGAGAAAAUAGCCUCCUACAUGCAAUCUGAUCGCUUCUUCAAGUUGCCCAUCAACAACAAGAUGGCCCAGUGGGGCAACAAGAGAUUAUGCUGAGCAGGAAGCAGAUUUGUACUGCUUCUUCCAUCCAGUGUCUAAGGGACUCGACUCUCUUCUCUGCUCUUUUCAAUAAAUGGCACUUAAGCUA